CGACGGAGUGAGAAGAGUGAAGGCGAUUGAGAGGGGCUCAGGGAAUUGUCCUCUGUGCAAGGGACUUUCUUUAGGCUCCAGGCCCCUGCCUGCCCCUAUCGUCAGCAGAGAGAUGGAAACCUUGAUGACUAGCUCCACCCUGCCACCCCUUUUUGCAGAUGAAGAUGGCUCCAAGGAGACUAAUGAUCUGGCUACAACUGGGUUAACCCACCCAGAGGUUCCAUAUAGUGGUGGAGCCACAUCAUCCACCAACAAUCCAGAAUUUGUGGAGGAUCUCUCCCAGGGUCAGUUGCUUCAGAAUGAGGCCUCAAAUACAACAGAAGGCCCUGAACAGAGGCAUGAAGAUGAGCAAAGAAGUAAGCGAGGAGGUUGGUCCAAAGGAAGAAAGAGGAAGAAACCUCUUCGAGACAGCAACGCACCCAAAUCCCCCCUUACAGGAUAUGUUCGGUUCAUGAAUGAGCGUCGAGAACAGCUUCGAGCUAAAAGACCAGAAGUCCCAUUUCCAGAAAUCACAAGGAUGUUAGGCAAUGAAUGGAGUAAACUACCUCCUGAGGAAAAACAGCGCUACCUUGAUGAAGCAGACAGAGAUAAGGAGCGUUACAUGAAGGAACUGGAGCAGUAUCAGAAGACUGAGGCCUACAAGGUCUUCAGUAGGAAAACCCAGGACCGUCAGAAAGGCAAAUCUCAUAGGCAAGAUGCGGCUCGACAGGCCACUCAUGAUCAUGAGAAAGAAACAGAGGUAAAGGAACGGUCUGUUUUUGACAUUCCUAUAUUUACAGAGGAAUUCUUGAACCACAGCAAAGCUCGGGAGGCCGAGCUCCGCCAGCUUCGGAAAUCCAACAUGGAGUUUGAGGAGAGGAAUGCAGCCCUGCAAAAGCACGUGGAGAGCAUGCGCACAGCAGUGGAGAAGCUGGAGGUGGAUGUGAUCCAGGAGCGGAGCCGCAACACCGUCUUACAGCAGCACCUGGAGACCCUGCGGCAGGUGUUGACCAGCAGCUUUGCCAGCAUGCCCUUGCCUGGAAGUGGAGAAACACCUACAGUGGACACGAUUGACUCAUAUAUGAACAGACUGCACAGUAUUAUUUUAGCUAAUCCCCAAGACAAUGAAAACUUCAUAGCUACAGUUCGAGAAGUUGUGAACAGGCUUGAUCGUUAGGGAAUGGUCUUAGAGCUCCAUGAUGUUCUGUAAGUGGUUUUACUUGUGAGGAAUGAGAAGCCAUCCAUGGAAAUUUGAACUGAGUGGAGGCAGAGAGGGGGUACCAAUUGCUCUGCUUGGGAAAGCACUGUCAGUUAGGAGUUCAAUGCCUUCACCCCAGGAAGCAUAUGAGAGAGCAGCUAGAGGAACGUGGAUAUGCACUUCUGUGGAACCGUCCUUGUGCAGCUUUGAAAGCGUACACCCACUCUCCCGGGUCUUCGGUUUCCUGUCAUCUGCAUUUCUUUCUGAUAAAGUGGGUCUGCAUAGAUUCUGCCCACCGGCCGCCCUGACGCUGACCACUCCUGCAGCAGAAGGGAAGCCUUCUCAUUGCUCCACUUCACACGGGACCCUUUCCCAGUGGCUCCGGCUUUCUUACCUAGCUGUCACUUUUUUUUUAAUACCUUUGGGGGUGAUUUUUUUAUUUCCUUCACCCCCUCCAAGUUUGACAUCUCCAUUUUCUGACCUCUGGGGUCUGUUGCUCAGCAGGGCUCUGAAGGAGAGCCUCUCUCAUUGGACAGGCUUCUCCCAUCAUUGUCCUGCUGUGACUCCAAAGAAAGGAGCUUCUUGUCGACAGUGCCCUGUGGAGCGAGGCUGUGUUUCCGACCCCACACGGUGCUCAGUGGGUGCCGGCCCUCACCAAGGCUUUGUGAUUGCUGCCCUGAAGGAGAAUGCUCUUUCCUUCCUCCUUGCCACUGCCUGCUGUUUCCUAAGCAUUGCUCCUGCACAGACACCGUGUCCCAGCCCCAGCAAGGCUCUCUGUUCCCAUCUGUUGGCGAUGUCUUGUGGAGCAUUUUUGCUAAGGAAAAGGUCAUUGGCAAACAGGAGAGAAUGGGAAAAGUAGUUUCUCAUUUGGCAUUGAAAAAAAAAACAAACC
Molecule: messenger RNA, 2069 nt
Organism: Odobenus rosmarus divergens (Pacific walrus)
Lineage: Eukaryota; Metazoa; Chordata; Mammalia; Carnivora; Odobenidae
Gene: HMG20A
Product: high mobility group 20A
Exons: 10
Coding region: 113-1156 (347 amino acids)
Biological process (GO): regulation of gene expression
Cellular component (GO): nucleus
Source: RefSeq, a predicted model, not a curated record